Molecule: messenger RNA, 1436 nt
Organism: Astyanax mexicanus (Mexican tetra)
Lineage: Eukaryota; Metazoa; Chordata; Actinopteri; Characiformes; Acestrorhamphidae
Gene: lrrc20
Product: leucine rich repeat containing 20
Exons: 5
Coding region: 165-668 (167 amino acids)
Molecular function (GO): protein binding
Source: RefSeq, a predicted model, not a curated record
CAGAGCGCAUGUGUGCCGGUGUCUGUUAACAGACUCAAAGAGGAACUACAGCCCGGAAUAGAGCUUUAAAAGAGUGGUUUACACUGUAUUACAGUGUUUUAUUCCGGAGACAGGCGGUGAGAGAUCUGUUUAGUUUGCAUGCAGAUCUAGCAGGCAGGUGCAGGAUGGCGGAAGCAGUGGCGAAUGUGGCCAGGAGGAUAAACGCAACAGCAGAGGAGGGCAGAGACACAUUAGAUCUGUCAGACUGUAAGCUCAUUAGCUUCCCUGAUGGAGUCUUCAAAGUGCUUCGCAGCUGUACAGACAAGAUCCACAAAAUCACGCUGGCUAACAACGAAGUGAAGGCCCUAACCAACAAGUUCUUCAGCACCUUCACGCAGUUACGAGAGCUGGACCUGCAGGGGAACGUCCUCACCAAACUCCCGGAUGCAGUUGGCAACAUGGAGCAUCUGGUCAGCAUCAACCUGUCCAACAACAAGUUCAGCGAGUUCCCCGAGCGCCUGACCGCCGUCCGAACCCUGGAGCUCAUCAACCUGGAGAACAACCAGAUCUCAGAGUUGCCGUUGGAGCGUCUGUGUGAGAUGCCAGCUUUGCGCACUGUGGAUCUGAGGAGUAACCCCGUCAACCUGUCGUCCAAUCAGAGCCCACAGAACUUCACUAUACUCACAUAGAACACACAAACACACAGUCGCACUCUGGUCAUGGACACUGACUUGCCACUUUAUUAGAAACGUUAUCAUAUGCUGUAGAUAAUGAACUCUGACAUCCCAAAAUUCAUGUCACAGGAUAUAUAUUUGAAGACCAUGACUUCUGCCAUGUCCCUAGUUGCUAGUUGUCUGUUUGCAUGGACAAGCAUGGCCUGACUGCACUGUCCACUGUGGGUGGUAAUGCCCUCUAUGGCGCAUUCCCGGUACACAUGUGACGCUGUGGAUCGAGGAAUUUAACAGAAGAACUCUGGUGUGAAAUGGACUUUGGGUGUAUUAAAAUGUGAUAAAAAAAAAAAAGUAUUUACCUUUCUUUAAUAGCUCACCUUCAUCUGAGAUCCAGUAUUUGCCCGAACAGGCUUUUAGAAUGGAUGAUACAGAGCAUGCCUUGCGCCUGCAGAUAAAUAGCUUUUUACACCAGGCUUAAAGUAGCUCCACACUUCAUUGGUAGAAUCCGGAGAGCCCUGACAUUUAAAACGAGGCAUUAAGAACUUUAAAAUUGCACAAGAAGCUUAUUAAAAACCACUGUUUACAUCCCGUAGCGAAGAUAAAUCUCCGUGCACCUCCAUCCUAAAUUUAAAUCACAAUAAGUCAAUAUUAGAAUAUAAAGAACCAACAACAAAUUGCAUAAACAUUGCUCAAAAUGUUUUACUAUUCAUGCUCGACGGUUGACUUAUUGUGACUUAAGCUUAAGAUGGUGGAGCCCGUAGAUUUACCUACUCUAUGGGUUGUAAA